AUGAUGUCAGUGCAACAGGUUCAAUCCAAGGGCAUCUAUCACGCCUUACCAGUCUAUCCCUCCGAGGUGUCUGGCCUCACGGCCAUCAUCACCGGAGCCAAUGGCAUCAGCGGAAACUAUCUGAUGAGAGUACUAGCCGCGAACCCAGAGCGAUGGAGCAGGAUCAUCUGCCUGAGUCGUCGACCGCCGCUCAUUCCUGGCGGAUUGCCUAACCACGUGGAGCAUAUCCCACUGGAUUUCUUGAAGGACCCCAAAGAAAUCGCCACCACGCUGAAGGAGCACAACGUCACCGCGGAUCACGUCUUCUUCUUUUCGUACAUCCAGCCUACGCCGAAGGAGGGCGCGGGACUUUGGAGUAAUGCCGAAGAGUUGGUCAAAGUCAACUCCGAAUUGUUGGAAAACUUCCUGCAGGCGUUGAAGGUUGCUUCCAUUAAACCCAAGCGGUUCAUGCUGCAGACUGGUGCCAAAAACUAUGGUGGUCAUUUGGGUCCCACCAAGAUUCCUCAGGAAGAGACCGACCCACGGGUAGAGCUUGAACCAAACUUCUACUACCCUCAGGAAGACCUGUUGUGGAAGUUUUGCGAAGAGAAUGGUGUAGGAUGGAGCGUCCACAUGCCUGGCCCAAUCGUAGGUGCCGUCCCGGACGCUGCGAUGAACUGUGCAUAUCCGCUGGCCGUAUAUGCCGCCGUAUGUAAGCACAAAGGUCAACCAUUCGAGUUCCCAGGAGACGUCGACUCGUGGCAGAUGCCAAACUCCAUGUCAGCCGCUCAGAUGAAUGCCUAUCAAGAAGAGUGGGCAGUGCUCCUCGGACCGCCGAACCAGAAAUACAACACCUGCGACAAUAGUUCGUUCUCAUGGGAGAAAGGGUGGCCUCGGAUCGCUGGAUGGUACGGCAUUGAAGCGAAAGGUCCGCAGGAUGGCGACAAGUACACGGAGACGGAGACUCGCUUUGUUCCACGAGGGUAUGGCCCGAAAGGCGUCACGCGCCGUAAGUUCAGGCUUGUAGACUGGGCCAAGAAGCCGGAAGUGCAGCAGGCCUGGCGUGAGCUGGUCAAACAGCACGACCUGACGCAAGACUUGCACGACAUCGACCGGGUAUUCGGAUUCUUGGACGGCACGCUCUGCCGACCAGCACCAUUGUACUUCAGCAUGGACAAAUCCCGCAAGCUUGGAUGGCAGGGCUUCGUGGAUUCAUCAGAGGCGAUGUUGGAGGUCUUCCAAGACCUAGCCAAAUUGAAGAUGAUACCGCCGGUACCUCUGGUCCAUGUCAGCUUCAAUUAA
Zasmidium cellare ATCC 36951 is the source of this 1281-nucleotide messenger RNA. RefSeq lists its product as uncharacterized. NCBI's taxonomy places the organism in Eukaryota, Fungi, Ascomycota, Dothideomycetes, Mycosphaerellales, Mycosphaerellaceae. Bases 1 to 1281 code for a protein of 426 amino acids. The transcript has 2 exons. The record is from RefSeq and is a predicted model, not a curated record.